Messenger RNA from Drosophila persimilis, 2970 nucleotides. Its product is annotated as serine/threonine-protein kinase GL21140. Gene Ontology annotation, molecular function: ATP binding; protein kinase activity. Gene Ontology annotation, biological process: intracellular signal transduction; protein phosphorylation. The transcript has 7 exons. The record is from RefSeq and is a predicted model, not a curated record. Bases 289 to 2556 code for a protein of 755 amino acids. NCBI's taxonomy places the organism in Eukaryota, Metazoa, Arthropoda, Insecta, Diptera, Drosophilidae.
AGUUCUAUCGGCAGUCAGCAGCAGUAUCGCGUACGAGAUUCGCGCCAGCGUUCAUCUGUGAUCUGUGAUGAGGGAGUGUCGCAAGCGGUGGUGAGCUGCAUUCUUGUGAGUACAGAGAGGCCCGACCCCAACCCCAACCCCAACCCAUCUGCAGUGAGUGGACUGGUGCAAAACACUCACAGAGCAGUGGAGAAACACAACGAAAGCAGACCGAACGGGAGGAGGAAUAAAACAAAAACUGCCUUGUUGGCUUAAGCGGACUUACUGUGUUUGGUUUGGUACACAAGCAUGGAAGUGCACAACAGCCUGCAUUGCACCGCCCCUGUGCUCUCCUCACUGCAGGCAAGCGCCUCCGGCAGUGGGACGCCCAAGAAGACAGCCGCCAGCAGUGCGGCAGCCCAAAACUCAAAACAGCUUCUCGACCAACUCAGCCAGCAGCAGAAGGCCCAGGAGGAGGCAGAGACCCACAGUCGGCGGGACUGCGAUAGUCCCGCCAGCUCCAACUCAGAGCCGGAGAAGGACCUGGACGAGCUGAGGGACCUGAACGGCUCGCUGACCGGCAGUGGAAGUGUUGGCAAGUCGAACGGCUCCCUGAGCGGCGCCUCUUCGACCACUUCAGCGCCAGCUGGCACGAGCACACCUGGCUCCGCCAACACCAAUGGCUCCGCCAGUGGCGCAGCAUCGCUGAGCGUCGUGUCAGCCACGGCCCAUCUGAAGAAGCGCAUCACAAGCAGCCGCACACCGACCCGCAAGGCCCAUCGCAUCAAGUUCUAUCGCAAUGGGGACCGCUUCUAUCCGGGCAUUACCAUACCCGUGUCCAACGAACGAUAUCGGUCAUUCGAGAGCCUCUACGAGGACUUGACGCGACUCCUUGAGGAGAAUGUGAAAAUACCGGGUGCUGUGCGGACCAUCUACGACAUGGUCGGAAAGAAGAUUACUGCCCUGGAGGAGCUCGAGGAUGGCCAGAGCUACGUUUGUUCCUGCAAUAACGAGAACUUCAAGAAGGUGGAUUACAAUACCAGCUCCCAGCCGCUGGCCAACCUCACGCUGGCGAACAACAGCCGCACGUCCAGCCACCGCUUGGCCAAGCUGCAGCGCCCCGCAUCCCCCUUGAAGAACGGAGUGCCCAACAGCAUUGCGCCAGUUCCAGUUGGCGGAGGGGCCGCUGCCAACGGCAGUCCGCUGAAUACCUCGCGAUUCAGCGAGCGAGACAGUGUGGUACAUCCGCGCAUCGUUACCCUCAUUCGGAACGGAACAAAGCCACGGCGCAUAAUAAGGUUGCUGCUGAACAAGCGCAACAGUCCCAGCUUCGACCAUGUCCUGACCGCCAUUACGCAGGUGGUCCGCUUGGAUACGGGAUAUGUGAGAAAGGUCUUCACCCUGUCGGGGGUCUCGGUGCUGCAGCUGUCCGACUUCUUCGGCUCGGAUGAUGUUUUCUUCGCCUACGGUACAGAAAGGGUCAACACCGUCGACGACUUCAAGUUGGAGUCGGAGGAGCAGCGCGCCAUCAACGCGAUACGAAAGACGCUGCGCACGGCGGGCACCGCUUGCAAGGGUCCCAAGCCCAAAAUGCCUGUCAAGAGCAAAAAGGCGUACCCGCCCGGGGAGCUGAAAGCCCAGGCCGAGGCCCAGCUUCAGGCGUCGGCCGCCCCCGCCAACGAGGACGAGGAGCAGGCAGCGCUACUCAAGAGCACUGGCGUGGAGGUUGCCGAGCUGCCAGCUGCCAUACGCGACAACUACACGCUCAGCCAAAUCAUUGGCGACGGCAACUUCGCCAUUGUGCUGAAAAUCAAGGAUCGCCAGACGGGCAUUCCUCACGCGCUGAAAAUAAUCGACAAGAGCAAGUGCAAGGGCAAAGAGCACUACAUUGAUGCGGAGGUGCGCGUCAUGAAGAAGCUCCACCAUCCGCAUAUAAUCUCGCUCAUCAUGGAUGUGGACCAGGACACCAACAUGUAUCUGGUGCUGGAGUAUGUGAGUGGGGGCGAUCUUUUCGAUGCAAUCACCCAGGUGACGCGGUUUUCGGAGAGCCAGUCCCGCAUCAUGAUCAGACAUCUGGGCUCCGCCAUGUCUUACCUACAUUCCAUGGGCAUUGUGCACCGAGAUAUUAAGCCGGAGAACCUCUUGGUGGAACUUGACGACUUUGGGAAUGUCGUUCAACUAAAACUGGCUGACUUUGGACUGGCCUGUGAGGUCACCGAGCCUCUCUACGCCGUCUGCGGCACUCCGACCUAUGUGGCACCCGAAAUACUGCUGGAAGUGGGCUACGGCUUGAAGAUCGAUGUUUGGGCCGCUGGCAUCAUACUGUACAUACUGCUCUGCGGCUUCCCGCCGUUUGUGGCGCCUGACAACCAGCAGGAGCCGCUUUUCGACGCCAUCAUCUCGGGCGUCUACGAGUUCCCCGAUCCGUACUGGUCGGAUAUUGGUGACGGAGUGCGCGAUCUAAUCGCCAACAUGCUUCAAUCCGAUCCCGAUGUUCGGUUCACCAGCGAGGACAUAUUGGAUCAUUACUGGACAAUGGGCAACGAGGAAAUCGGAUGCGGCGACUACAGCAGAUGAAUUAUGGCCGUGUGGGGUGUUUAGACAGAACAGAACCUAAUCACGCCCACUUUCGAUCUUCUCGACGCUGUCGCCUACUUUUUGUAUUAUGUAUUUUAGAACGCUAUGAUAUAGGCUUUUAUUUAUUCACACAUUACCACAUACACCACAAGACAAGAAAAGACACUACGAGAGAAGCAGACAGACAAAAAACAAAAAAAGAAGCAAACCCCAAUAUUACUCGUACAACAGGAGCUUCGAAAUUCCAGUCCCCAAACCGUUUACGGUUGGUUUCGCUAUCAUUAUAUUUAGUCUUAUUGUAACUCCACUUAUGUAUUUAUAGCGUAUGCGUAUGCAAGCGAGAAUCAUAUUUUUUAUUUGGUACUUUUUAAAUGUUUUAAUUGGUUAAUAAACCGCAAGUUGUGUAUAUUUUCA